AUUUCCAUCCGAAAAUAUAAUUUUAUUCAGCUCUUUCUUUUUGUAUAAUACAUAUUAUUUUUUUUUUCUUUUAUAGUAUUAUGUAUGGUGUUAAAGGAACAUAUACAAUACUUAAUUCUGUUACAAGGCAAGGUAUGCUGACCAAGCAAUUGGUUGCACCUAAAUCUACAGCAUUUCUCGUAAAUUUACCUACUCGUCAAGUAUCGGCUGGUAAACUUUCUUAUACAACUAGAAGUCAACCACAAUACAAUCAGAAACAGGAUCAACUUGAUGCCAGUAAUAAUACUUCAAAUGUUGCAAUUUCUCAAUCAAAAAAAGGGCCAUUGGAGACAAUGACAUGUAAUAGCCUAAAAGCAUUUUAUGAUACCUUAAAACCGGUCGAUUCAGCUUUCGUUGAUGCACGUAUUCUUCAGGCAGCCGAACAAAAAGACGCAAAAGCUGUUAUUGAAACCUUUGUUAAAGGAAAACUAGCUAUUGGACAAAAGCCUUUAUCAAUGAAAACAUAUGAAGCUGUUAUAAAAGCAUACGGCAGAUUACAGAGGGUUAAUCAACCCUUGACACCCAUGCUAGAUGCCUAUCAAGCUAUAGUAGCUACCGGGGUACAUCCUUCUUCACAAAUUUACGCACAUCUUAUUCGUUCUCUUUGUCGUAGAGAUUCGGAAGUUCAAAAAACAAUUGGUAUGCUUCGACGACAAAUGGCUCGUACUGGUAACCAAGUUGACAAUUUAAGUGAUCUCGAAAACGAAAAAAAUAUUGAAAAAGCUUUGGAUUUAUUCAACAUUGCAGUAAAAGAAAAAUGUACUCAGGCUUUUGAUACCGGACUUUAUAAUACUUUGCUUCGUGGAUUGUCCUUUAACGGUAACACUAAGGAUGGAAUUUAUAUUUAUGAACAUCUUGAAAGCGCUCGUAAUGCUCAUCCUGAUAGUACAACUUUUGCUACUCUUAUUACACUUUUUGGUUCUGCAGGUGACUUACCUUCUGUUCAUGAAUGCUUCAAAGAAUAUAAGCUAUUGAGGAAUAAACUUCCUAAUCACGAUCCCGCUAUUGUCUAUAACGCUUAUGUCCAUGCUCAUACUGAUACAGGUGAUCUUUUGGGUGCGUUGGAUAUUCUUGAAAAAGUUAUGAUCCAAGAUAAAGUAAAUAUAUCUAUUCUACCAUAUAAUAAAAUCAUUCGCCGAGCUUACUUCGAUGGGAAAAUGGAGAUGGCAGAUUCUAUAGUUAAUAGAUUAGAGACAGAUCCUAGAUUACCCAAGCCUAAUGCUAAUACCUAUGGUAUUGUUUUGUCUACUUAUUCUCGUCUUCAAAAUUUCGACAAAGCUAGAGAAACUUACAAGACUAUGUUGAAAUUCGAUAUAUCUAAGGAGUAUGGACAUAUUGCUGAUUAUGCAUAUGCUUGUACAGCGAACAACAUGCCAGAUGAGGCACUUUCAGUAACUAAAGAUAUGAUAUCUCGUGGAUUAGAAUUGGAUACGAAUUUAUCUCAAAAGUUGGUAAUGUCCUUUGUUAACAAUAACAGAAUAGAUGAUGCAGUGUCAGCAUUACAAUAUGUAAUAAAAAUGUAUUCAAAGACCAACUUUUUAUCUGAGAGAAAUCCAGUUUCUGUUUUGGCUAUGGAUAUAACACUCAAAUGCAAUAACAUCCACAACGCUUUAUCUAUUCUUCGCUUAUUAAGUGUUUAUUCUGUACAUCCUACACCAGUUGUUUGCAAUGCUGUUUAUAAGUUAUAUAAUGAAGCUAAAAUGGAUCCUGAUCAAUGGAAAGUACUGUCAAGAAAUAUGGAUAAAGAUUCUUUCUUUAUGUUGUAUGAUGUUGUUUUUAGAAAAAAAAAUACACCCGAAGAAUUUUGUAAACAUGCAUUAGAUUUGUUGAAAGAUAUGAAUGAUCUAAAGAUACCCCCGUCAAGCAGCCUUUAUGUUCGUGUUUUGACUAGAAUGAAGAAAUAUAAUGCGAAAGAAUAUGAAGAACGUUGGGAAAAAGAAUUUGCUCCUUUCAUUUCAUCAGUUCAAAAUCAACCUAAAUCUACAAACGAUUCUACAGAAACUAUCAGUGAUAGUCCUUCUAAUGCUAAUUUCUCCAUGACUUCUGACUCUGAUCUACUUUCUGGUAUUGCACUGGAUGCUGCCCUUGAUGAUAAAUUUGAUGAGGCUAUUGAUAUUCUAAAAAACAAAGUUAUAAAUCAAGGUCACACUCCUACACCUGAAGCUAUUCGUGAUAUGAUUCAGUAUUCUACAAGAUUAGGCCGUUUGAAUACAGCACAAGAGAUUUUCAACACUGUAAUUGAUUCGAUAAACAAUUUAGAUAAAAAUCGUAGAUAUCGAGCUUAUCAGGCCAUUUACACCGCUAUGCUUACAGCUCAUGCUCGCAAUAAUGAUAUUGAUUCAGCCAGGAUAUUUUAUAAUAAACUUCGUCAACAUGAUAUGUAUCCUGAUGCUGAUGCAUAUGGUUCUCUUUUAGCCUGUCCCAACAAUUCUACAACAGAUGAAUCUACUGAUGCUCUUACAAUUUAUGAAGAAGUUAAAAAGAAUAAUGUUCGUCCUACAGUUUACUUUUACAAUGUUGUGAUUUCCAAGUUAGCUAAAUGUCGUAAGCUUGAUAUUGUUUUAAAUCUAUUCGACGAAAUGAAGCAACAAGGUUUAGUCCCUAAUUCAAUUACUUAUGCUUCUGUUAUCUCUGCAUGUAUUCGCCGUGGUUCAGAAUCCAAUGCGACUCGUUAUUUCCACGAAAUGAUCUCAGCUCCUAGAUAUCAACCUCGUAUCGGUGCCUUCAAUGCUAUGAUUCAAUUCUAUGUUCAACAAAAACCAGAUCGCGAGAAAGCCCUGAAAUACUACAAUAUGUUAAAUCAGUACAAUUUAAAGCCAUCUGCUCACACUUAUAGAUUACUCAUGGAGGCUUAUGCGAACAUCCCUGCUUAUGAUAUGCUAACUGCCCAUAAAUUAUUAUCUGAAAUGAACAAGUGCCAUGGUAUUCAGCCUAAUACUUCACAUUAUGCAACCUUGAUCCGCUCUUAUGGUUGUCUUCAUCGUGAUGUCCAAUCUGCUUUAGCUGUUUACAGAGAAAUGCAAAAAACUGGUAUUGAAGCUGAUGAAACGGUUUAUCAAGCUCUAUUGAAUACCUAUAUCGACAAUAAUGAAAUGCAACAUGCUGAAGAAUUAUAUAAUAAUAUGCUUAAGGACGGUAAACAAUCUUCACCCUAUAUUGAAAACAUAUUUAUUACUGGCUAUGGUACACAAGGGCAGCUAGAUAAGGCGGAAGAGAGAUUUUUCAAUAUGAGUGAUGAUUCGAAUGGAUUGACCAAGGAGCCUAGCACAUACGAAGCAAUGGUUACUGCUUAUAUUAAGAAUGGACAGAAAGAGAAGGCUGAUAAAAUAAUUGAACAAAUGCGCAGUCGAGGCUUUCCGCCAAAAAUUGUUGAUGGAGUUGCUCAAAUAAUCGAUUCUGCAUCAUAGUAAAUUUUAUUAUUAUUAUUAUUAUUAUUAUUAUUUUUAUU
Cokeromyces recurvatus is the source of this 3487-nucleotide messenger RNA. RefSeq lists its product as uncharacterized. Lineage: Eukaryota; Fungi; Mucoromycota; Mucoromycetes; Mucorales; Mucoraceae. The record is from RefSeq and is a predicted model, not a curated record. The transcript has a single exon. Bases 81 to 3446 code for a protein of 1121 amino acids. Gene Ontology annotation, molecular function: protein binding.